AUGGUCGUGACGAACAGCGCUAGCGUGGCUGGAAUGAACAUCAGCAACUCGGACUUCGACGGACGCACAAACUUUUCGUUUUCAUGCGACGGACACCACUACUGGGCUUUGCUUUUUACGGAAGAAAAACGACUGUCACCAUGGUCAAGAAUUACGUGCAUGGGACCUCGGGUCGGUCACCUAAACUCGGUGGCGUGGAAGGUGACCGUGUCGUUGUGCACGCCGUCAACAACUAUUGGGGCGACAACUCGGGUCACACUAUUGAUGUCGACGCCAACGGAUACGUUCUCGCCGAACGAAACCAUUUCGACAACACGAUCUAGCCUCUGCUUCCGGGCACGAAAGGAGCUUUUGAAUGCGUACAACGGCAUGAACGAUGCGGACUUGUGCACAAGCUACCUCGGUCGACCGUGCAAGGCGAACGUUCUGGUAAGGAGCGGCAUCUUUAUUCCACGCAAUGGACCUCUCGCCCUUGAGGCAAUGAAAGCGUCUCUAAACAUCAUUGGCUACUCUCCGGAUUCGACUCCUACGAUAGACUCGGCCAAGGAGUGGGCUGAGACGACCGGCAACUUCGGCGUUGGCAAGCUGAACUAA
This is a messenger RNA of Hyaloperonospora brassicae, 594 nucleotides long. NCBI's taxonomy places the organism in Eukaryota, Oomycota, Peronosporomycetes, Peronosporales, Peronosporaceae. The record is from the annotation of a GenBank genome assembly.